UUUGAAACAGCUACCCCUAUUUCCCUAUGUCUGCCUGUAUUUCUCAGGCCAUGGACACACUGCAGGAGCUGCUCACCACCAUAUGCUCCCUGAAAACCACUGUUGAGGCCUUCCAGGAGGAGCUGCAGCUCCUGAAGGACAAUUCGCAGAAGACUGGCUUGGAGGAUCUGCGAGAGCGUUUGGGACAGCUGGACGAGCACGGUCACCUCCUGCAGAGCCUCCUGGACCAAAUGAAAGGCCAUGUGCAGGAGGAGGCCGUGCAGGAGCCUGCCCGCCAGGCCCUGCGCAGGCUGAGCUUGCUGCCCGAGCAGCACGAGGCCAUGGGCGCCCGCGUCACCCACCUGGAGAGCCGACUGCAGCAGCACGCCACCAUUGGCAGCCUGGAUGAUAUAGCUGCCAAACUGGAGCGGGUGCAGAGUGAUGUGCAGCACCUGGAGGAUGAAGAAGAAAAGGCACUGGACUUCCGCAAGGACGUGCUGGAGCAAGUGGGGCAGCUGCGGGAGCAGUGCGCCCGGCUGCAGGAGGCUGCCGAGCGCCUCUGGAGUGACACUGAGGACGUCCAGAGUCUACGUGAGAUGGUGGAACAUCUGGACAUGAGAAAGGCAGACAAGGCCCAGCUGGAGCAGGGCAUGGACAUCAAAGCAGACAAGGCUGAGCUGGAAACCAAAGUGAGCCAGGAGGAGCUGCAGAGCGCCGUAGCCCAGCUGAGCGAGAUGAUGCAGGACCUGCUGCAGAAGAUGUCCCUGCAGGACCAGGACUGGCAGAAAGCUCUAGAGAAGCUCGUCAGUGACAUGGACUCCAAGCUGGACCGCAUGGUGCUGGACCCGCUGCGGGCGCAGCUGGAGCGGGUCUGGAGGUUCACCAAGAAGUACCUGCGCCAAGGCCCCCCCUUCAACGCCAGCAGCGCUGCUGGUUUUAAAAAGCAGCUCUUUGACCGGGUGAAAUGCAUCUCCUGCGACAGACCGCUGACRAUGGCACGCAGGCCGCAGCUGGUGACCGUCAGGAAAUCCAACCUGGCCACACGUCCCCGGCCGGCCAGCGCCAACGGCUACGAGUACCUGGCGCGCCGGGCGCAGGCACGGUGA
Nothoprocta perdicaria is the source of this 1085-nucleotide messenger RNA. RefSeq lists its product as uncharacterized. The transcript has 10 exons. Bases 27 to 1085 code for a protein of 352 amino acids. The record is from RefSeq and is a predicted model, not a curated record. Lineage: Eukaryota; Metazoa; Chordata; Aves; Tinamiformes; Tinamidae.